Myripristis murdjan (pinecone soldierfish) is the source of this 1468-nucleotide messenger RNA. It is a transcript of the gene bud23, whose product is annotated as BUD23 rRNA methyltransferase and ribosome maturation factor. The record is from RefSeq and is a predicted model, not a curated record. NCBI's taxonomy places the organism in Eukaryota, Metazoa, Chordata, Actinopteri, Holocentriformes, Holocentridae. The transcript is spliced from 12 exons. Gene Ontology annotation, cellular component: nucleolus. The coding region runs from base 157 to 1005 and encodes 282 amino acids. Gene Ontology annotation, biological process: rRNA (guanine-N7)-methylation. Gene Ontology annotation, molecular function: rRNA (guanine) methyltransferase activity.
AGAGCCGCGGUCCCCUCCAUAUGACGUCACAGUGCCUCACGUGUGGACGGUCCAAAACAAAAAUUAGCUCAGUUUUGAGUUUAUUUCAGUAACUGCUUCUUUUUUAGAUACCCGAUACACACAUACACACACACACACACACGCACGCUGAGAGCCAUGGCGUCCAGCUGCCGCAGGCCUGAGCACAUGGCCCCUCCAGAAGUGUUCUACAACGAGGAGGAGGCCAAGAAAUACUCUCAAAACUCUCGGAUGAUUGAGAUUCAAAGCCAGAUGUCGGAGCGAGCUGUGGAGCUUUUGAACCUGCCCGAGGGACAGCCCUGCUUCCUGUUAGACGUGGGGUGCGGCUCAGGGCUGAGUGGAGACUAUCUGACAGAGGAGGGACACUGCUGGGUCGGAGUCGACAUCAGCACCGCAAUGUUGGAUGUUGCGCUGGAGAGGGAAGUAGAGGGGGACCUUGUCCUGGGCGACAUGGGCCAUGGAAUACCUUUCCGAGCUGGCACCUUUGAUGGUUGCAUCAGUAUCUCUGCGCUUCAGUGGCUCUGCAAUGCGGACAAGAAGACACACAGUCCUCCCAAGAGACUCUAUAGGUUUUUCAGUACGCUGUAUUCCUCUCUGAAAAGAGGGGCACGUGCCGUCUUUCAGAUUUACCCAGAAAACUCAGAACAGCUGGAGCUGAUCACAGCCCAGGCCAUGAGGGCAGGCUUCAGUGGAGGCAUGGUCGUGGACUAUCCCAAUAGCAGCAAGGCCAAAAAGUUCUUCCUGUGUCUGUUUGCCGGUGUAUCGGGCGUCCUUCCCAAAGGAUUGGGGACAGAAACAUCAGAAAAAAAUGUCCCAAACCAGGUCCAGUUUUCAGGACAAAGAUCCCGCUUUAAAAACAUGAAGGGGAAGUCUGCAAAGAAAGGAAGAGACUGGAUCUUGGAGAAGAAGGAGAGGAGAAGAAGACAGGGCCGGGAUGUUCGGGCAGACACAAAAUACACAGGACGCCAAAGAAGACCUCAUUUCUAGCUCUGACUCAUGCAGCUGAGCCUUGAUUUGCUCUCGUCUGUAACGUCACAGACACAGUCGCCUCUGUAGCUGCCAAGUGUUUGGACUCAAUUAAGGUUUCAGCUAAUUAAUUCAACCGGAUGAAAUGAAAGAGCCAAAUGCUGUUAUGGUCAGUCGUUUUUAUAUUUGGUCUUUUUUUCUUCCAAAAGAGUUUUAAUAAGAUUGAAGUCUUUUUCUGCUCAGUUUGGCUGGGACUCACAUUGUUUAUGGACACACCUGUGGACUUGCCCGCUGUUCAGACACUGUCAGCGCUGGUGUGUGUGUGUGUGUGUGUGUGUAACAGCUACACACAGCUACCACCUCUGCACAGGGCCCACAGGUGAAAUGUAGCUUGAUAGCUGAUUCUGGGACAGUUACUUAACUGUUCAUUAUCACUAUUAAAUAAACAAAUUAAUAAAUAAACUGUGCCACAGAAUUGAAAACC